Molecule: messenger RNA, 3390 nt
Organism: Eptesicus fuscus (big brown bat)
Lineage: Eukaryota; Metazoa; Chordata; Mammalia; Chiroptera; Vespertilionidae
Gene: PIP5K1C
Product: phosphatidylinositol-4-phosphate 5-kinase type 1 gamma
Exons: 19
Coding region: 119-2191 (690 amino acids)
Biological process (GO): phosphatidylinositol metabolic process
Molecular function (GO): phosphatidylinositol kinase activity
Source: RefSeq, a predicted model, not a curated record
UCGGCUCCCUCCCUCUAUCCUCCGGUCGGCGGCGGUUGUUGUUCAGCGGCGGCGGCCGCACCUCGAGUCCUAACCUCCGGCCGCCCGCUCGCUAGCGGGUCCGCGCGCGCGCGCGGCCAUGGAGCUGGAAGUGCCGGAUGAGGCGGAGAGUGCCGAGGGGGGGACCGUGACCUCGGAGGCGACCUGGUCCACGGAGAGCGGCGCGGUUGCAGGUUUGGCCCAGAAAAAGACGGCCCUGACGGAGGCCCCAUCUAUGACUGGACAGCCGGGCCCUGGUCACGGGAGGAAGCUGGGCCAUCGGGGUGUGGACGCAUCUGGUGAAACCACUUACAAAAAGACCACAUCUUCCACCCUGAAGGGGGCCAUCCAGCUGGGCAUUGGCUACACCGUGGGCAACCUGAGCUCCAAGCCAGAGCGAGAUGUGCUUAUGCAGGACUUCUAUGUCGUGGAGAGCAUCUUCUUCCCCAGUGAAGGCAGCAACCUUACUCCCGCUCACCACUUCCAGGACUUCAGGUUCAAGACCUAUGCACCUGUCGCCUUCCGCUACUUCCGGGAGCUCUUCGGCAUCCGGCCAGAUGAUUACUUGUACUCGCUGUGCAAUGAGCCUCUGAUCGAGCUGUCCAACCCUGGCGCCAGCGGCUCCCUCUUCUACGUCACCAGCGACGAUGAGUUCAUCAUUAAGACGGUGAUGCACAAAGAGGCAGAGUUCCUGCAGAAACUGCUGCCCGGCUACUACAUGAACCUCAACCAGAAUCCGCGGACGCUCCUGCCCAAGUUCUAUGGGUUGUACUGCGUGCAGUCCGGGGGCAAGAACAUCCGUGUGGUGGUCAUGAACAACAUCCUGCCACGCAUGGUCAAGAUGCACCUCAAGUUUGAUCUCAAGGGCUCCACAUACAAGCGGCGGGCCAGCAAGAAGGAACGGGAGAAGAGCAUCCCCACCUACAAGGACCUGGACUUCAUCCAGGACAUGCCUGAGGGACUCCUGCUGGACGCUGACACCUUUUCUGCGCUCGUCAAGACGCUGCAGCGGGACUGCCUGGUGCUGGAGAGCUUCAAGAUCAUGGACUACAGCCUGCUCCUGGGUGUGCACAACAUCGACCAGCAGGAGCGGGAGUGGCAGGCUGAGGGUGCCCAGAGCACGACAGAUGAGAAGCGGCCGCUCGGUCAGAAGGCACUCUACUCCACAGCCAUGGAGUCCAUCCAGGGCGGGGCCGCAUGUGGGGAGGCCAUCGAGACGGAUGACACGAUGGGUGGGAUCCCCGCCGUGAAUGGCCGAGGGGAGCGUCUGCUGCUGCACAUCGGGAUCAUCGACAUCCUGCAGUCCUACAGGUUCAUCAAGAAGCUGGAACACACCUGGAAGGCACUUGUCCACGAUGGGGACACUGUCUCUGUCCACCGGCCCAGUUUCUACGCCGAGCGCUUCUUCAAGUUUAUGAGCAACACAGUCUUUCGGAAGAACUCCUCCCUGAAGUCGUCACCAUCCAAGAAGGGCCGUGGUGCCUUGUUGGCAGUCAAACCCCUGGGGCCCACAGCUGCCUUCUCAGCCAGCCAGAUCCCCAGUGAGCGGGAGGAUGCGCAGUACGACCUGCGGGGGGCCCGCAGCUACCCCACGCUGGAGGACGAAGGCCGGCCUGACCUCCUGCCCUGCACACCACCUUCUUUUGAGGAGGCCACCACUGCAUCCAUCGCCACAACCCUGUCCUCCACAUCCCUGUCCAUCCCAGAGCGGUCCCCCUCAGAGACCUCAGAGCAGCCAAGGUACAGGCGGCGCACACAGUCCUCGGGACAGGAUAGCCGGCCCCAGGAGGAGGCACGCGUAGAGGAGGACCUGCAGCAGAUCACAGUGCAGGUGGAGCCCACGUGCAGUGUGGAGAUAGUGGUCCCCAAGGAGGAGGAAGAGGGGGUGGAGGCUUCCCCGGCCUGUCCCUCUGCCAUUGUUGUUGAAGCUGAAACCGCCAGCCAGGCUUCAGAGCCCGCCAGCCAGGCCUCGGAUGAGGAGGACACGCCCGCCACCGACAUCUACUUUUUCACGGAUGGGAGGUACUGGAUUUACUCUCCCCGGCAUCGCCGACUGCGGGCCAUGACGCUGAGCUCCUCGGGGACUCCCACCGAUGAGAGGAGCUGGGUGUACUCCCCGCUCCACUAUAGCGCACAGGCCCACUCAGCCUCCGACGGCGAGAGCGACACAUAAUUUCUACGAAUCACCAACCCAUAGGAGUGGAGCAUACACUUGGCCAGCCCAGCUUGGCCCAGAGCACAGGAGACGCCACCUGGCUGCCACUGGAUCUCACUCGCCCACCUCCUCCCCUUGGCGAUGGUCACUGAUGCUCCGGGCUGCAAAGCAAUGACCCCGGUUCCGUCAACUACCUGCGCCUGUGAUACUGUGAACCUUCCUGAGUUUCCAAUCAUGUAUUUAUUUUGGGUCCUUACUCUUUGCACAGAGACGGCAGCACACGGCUGCUUUUUUACAAAAAACAAACAAACAAAAAAACACAAAAAACAACCACACACACACACAGUGGGAAAGAAGACACUUCAUUCUAUGCACUUUUUGGUUCUUUGCUAUGCUUGCAUGUGUCUUGCUGAGAGAACAGGCUCAUUGGCUUUGAGGACCUGUGUCCCAUGGUCCAGCCAUUCCAGGUGAAAAUCCUGCUCUGAGUUUCCGCAGGCACCGCCCUGCUCCACCUCUGUCUGUCUUGGAUAGGACACCUAGGAAGGAAGGGCCACCAGGUCCCCACUGGUUCCCAGGGCCCCUCUGGAAGCCACAAGCCUGUGCCCAGCAGCUGCUCUCAGCUCAGGUUUGUGGGCCGGGUGCCCGGACAUCUGUCCUUGGGGGAGGCCGCCUGGUGGCCUGGAGUGGCUCACCACCCUGCUGACUCCUCCAUCUCAGCAUAUGUUUCCCACCACCCCCGCCUCCCAGGUGACUUGGGAGCAGAAAUAGCCUGGCAGUGACCAGAAUAUGGACACGCGGCCACCCCCUCUCUCGAUGGAGCUCAGGGCUGUGAACGUCUCUCAUCCAUGUGGACCGCUUAGUGUCUGGAAGAUAGGGCCCAAGUGAUGGGAGACACCUUUUCAAAGAAGGAUUUCCAAAACAUCCGACUCAGAGGAGGCAGCUGGGCCCUCAGCCACAGGACUUCCAGAGAGCUGGAGCAGGGGCCCUCCCCAUGGGCAGGCACAAGGCCUAGAGGGACAGACUCUCUGCAGCAAGAGUCCCCCCAUGAUGGGUGGGCAGCCUCUCUUUCAUUUUUAAUUGAUGAAGACACCUGUGCAGAUUAAAGGAAACGUUCUUUAAUGAAAAACAGUAUUUUUUUUGUCAUCUUCAACAGGGGCAGCCAUUCCUGGGCCCAGAGCCCCACUGGGUGACUGCCCGGAUACCCUGCUGUGUCCGGA